Molecule: messenger RNA, 1285 nt
Organism: Melanotaenia boesemani (Boeseman's rainbowfish)
Lineage: Eukaryota; Metazoa; Chordata; Actinopteri; Atheriniformes; Melanotaeniidae
Gene: clec11a
Product: C-type lectin domain containing 11A
Exons: 5
Coding region: 258-1070 (270 amino acids)
Source: RefSeq, a predicted model, not a curated record
GCAGGCAGGCAGCGGGGACAUUUUGAUUUUUGCUGCUGGAUACCUGAGUUUGCCUAUUCUUCUUUUUCUUUUUUUUAUCAUAGGGGUGUGUGCACCACCUCCCAUUCACAUACUGUAACUAAUGGGAGAUUCCUGCAGCUUUCCUGCUGCUGCUUCAGGAGGGAAAGAGGAGUGAAAGAGAGUACUGCGGCGCAACUCAGAGGUGCAGAGGGGAGUUUUACUGCUGAAGGAAAAGCACAGUUAAAGAGAAGAAGAAAAUGGGACCGGCUGCCACCUCACUCGCACUCUUGUGUUUAUGUUUUGUGGGUUUGUGUCUUCCUGCAGGGACGGCCAACGCUGCACCAACACAGGCAUCUGUGCCAGAGCUCAAGAAAGCAAGAGGCGACGUUCCUGACAUUUUUCCAGAACCUGAGUCGGAGCCGACCAGCCCAAUAACAGACUUUGAAAACUCAUACAACUACGUCUUGUCCAGACUUGCUGGUUUGGACCAGGCCAUCCACAAACUGAACGUUGGUCACUACACGCUGGAUGUUAAAGUCAGCCAGUUGAUGGACCGUCUGUCAAGGAUGGACGCUAAAGUUGGGGAGCUGGAGGACAGCAUCCGCGAGGUCUACCAGCACAGCAAGGAUACCCGCAAGGAGAUCGGACGACUGGAAGGCUGUCAGAAAGGACGCAGGCUGGGCUACAAAUGUUAUCUGGCGUACAACAGCCAAGAGGAUUAUGUGGGAGCAUCCAGGAAGUGCCUGGAACGUGGAGGACGCAUGGCGAUGCCCCGUGACCGCAAGGAGCAGGAAGCCCUGGCUGAAUAUGUCAAAGCCUUCUUCCACCCGGGUAAAUGGAUCGUCUGGCUGGGUAUCAAUGACCUGAACACUGAGGGACUGUACCUCUUUGAUGAUGGGACACGGGUCUCGUACUUCCAGUGGCGUAAACACUUCCUGUCCAGCCAGCCUGACGGAGGGAAGCGGGAGAACUGCGUGGCCAUGUCUUCAGACGAUGGUGAUUGGUGGGACCACUACUGCGAUCGAACCAUGAACUAUGUUUGCGAGUUUGAUGACAGGGUGGCUCUUUAAAGUGAACUCUUAUCAAUAUAGCUUUUUGCAAUGCUACCACAUUAAACCCCUGCUGUUGAUCUUUAGAAAUAAAAAUAAAUUAUAUUUAAUGACAAUAAGAUAAUUAUUUAUUUCUCUUGAAAUUAUGCUUUACAUCGGCUACCUGAAAGAUAAGUUUAUGACAUGCAGUGUACAACCUCAGAAAAAGGUGGGACACUGUGUUAAAUGUAAAAAAA